AUGUUGGGCAGGCCAAGUGAUAAAGAUCUCGCUGCCUCGGUAGUGCCGGAAUAUGCCCAAUCGUGGGACAAGGAGGUGGAACGCCGAGUGGUUCGCAAGAUCGAUUUGGCCUUGAUCCCAUUGAUGUUCUUUGGCUAUGGACUGGUUUACUAUGAUAAGGCAAUUCUGGGUGGCGCAGCAGUCUUUGGCAUGGUGACCGAUCUGCACCUGAAAGUGGUCACAGACCCAACCACGACACCACCGAAAGUGUCAACCACUCGCCUCAGCUGGGCGACCUCGUUGUUCUAUUUCGGCAUGCUUGCCGGCGUCGGCCCGUUGACUUACUUGUUUCAACGCUUCCACCUGGGCCGCACGGUGGGCCUGGUAGUGAUCUCAUGGGGUGUCAUUGCCAUGUCAACCGCCGGCGUCACAACGUACAAGGGCCUCUGGGCACAACGGUUCUUCCUGGGCUUCGCAGAGUCAAUUGUGCCGACAUCUUUCAUGGUUAUUGUGAGCGGGUUCUACACCCAGGCCGAGCAGACAUGGCGACAGUGUCUCUGGUACUCCGCAACCGGGGCAUGGACGGUCAUCGGGGCCUUGAUCAAUUACGGCUUUGCUCACAUCACAGGGGGUGACCUCAAGAAAUGGCAGUAUCUGUAUCUGAUGGCAGGGGCACUCACAGUCCUGUACGGUUGCAUAUUUCUGUUCUUUCCGAACUCGCCGGCACAGGCAUGGUGGUUCACGGAUGAAGAGCGCAGAGUCGCGAUUGAAAGGCUGCGCAUGAGCCAAUUGGGCGUGAGAUGUCAGAAGAUCAAAUGGUCGCAGUUCAAAGAAGCGUUGCUCGACUUGAAAGUCUGGAUGAUCGCGAUCAUGAUGGGUGCAGCAUACUCAGUCAAUGGUGCCGUGUCGGGAUUCGGCCCGUUGAUCGUGUCGACGUUCGGUUGGUCCGCGUAUGAUUCGCUCUUGUGGCAGAUGCCCAUGGGCGGAGUUUGCACCGUGGGGAUAUUGCUUGCCGGUUUCCUCAGCCUCAAGGUGCCCAAUGUCCGGCUAAUCAUGCUGAUUGCAUGCUCCCUGCCUGUCAUUGCUGGCUGCGCCAUGAUAUGGAAAAGCAGCUGGUACGAGCAUGCGGCCGCACCCAUCGCCGGCUACACCAUCAUUGGGUUCUUUGCCCCUGUCACCAGCUUGACUGUCAGUAUGGGUAUGGCUAACGUUGCCGGCAACACCAAGAAGAGCUACAUGGCGGCGGCGACGUUUGUUUUUUACACUGUCGGGAACAUCGCAUCCCCUUUCUUCAUCGUCUAUGAAACCGUCGGGCAGCAUUAUCCCAGGUUAUGGGAGGGCAUCAUCGGCUGUUACGUUCUCGUGAUUGUCCUAGCGGUCGCUCUGUCCUUCCUGCUUCGUUCGGAGAACCAAAAGAGAGACAAGCUGAGUCUCGACGAAAAGGAGGCGGAACGCGUUGCCUUUGACGACUUGACGGACAAGGAAAACUUGUAUUUCAGAUAUGUUUACUGA
Messenger RNA from Exophiala dermatitidis NIH/UT8656, 1491 nucleotides. Its product is annotated as MFS transporter, ACS family, allantoate permease. The record is from RefSeq and is a predicted model, not a curated record. Gene Ontology annotation, molecular function: transmembrane transporter activity. The transcript is spliced from 3 exons. Gene Ontology annotation, cellular component: membrane. Bases 1 to 1491 code for a protein of 496 amino acids. Lineage: Eukaryota; Fungi; Ascomycota; Eurotiomycetes; Chaetothyriales; Herpotrichiellaceae. Gene Ontology annotation, biological process: transmembrane transport.